UAGGAAUUGACCUUCGACGUGGACUUACUUCUUCACAUCCAGUACCCCUCUGAAUUCCCUUAAUUCAUGAAAGUUUCUAAAUAAAAAAGAUAUAGGAGCUAUCAUUUAAAUUAUAUAAUUUUGAACAAGUAUCAGUUAAUUAUUUGUAUUUAUAUCCACUAAUCACUCUUUUUGACGCUCACACUCGUUUAUUAUAUUAUUGGUAACGAAAUUGGACCUAUUAUUUUAAAGUUUCAUUAAAGUCUUCGAAAAGUAAUAAAUACAGGAUGGAAGACAAUAAAAGGAAAGAUAUUUAUACGGGAGAGCAGUCGGUCACUCAACUCAAUUCUGAAUUGGAUACUCAGGCUACUCCAAUGGGUGAAAAAACACCUUUGUUUUUUGAAGGACCUAGCUUGGAUGCUUCACCUAAUAAUGCAUCAAGGUUAUUGUCUAACGAGAGCGGUGAACCUUCAUUUGGUAAUAUGUCAGAACUUAACGUUGCUACCGACCUUUUGGAAUCAUUGGAUUUACGGAGCAUGUAUAUGCAAGGAUACGGUCACAAUGAUGCUUUAUUUUAUUCAUCCCAAAGCCCCACUAAAAAAUCUGAUGGCUUUUCUUUGGGUCGACGCUCAAAUCCUUCUAAUGAAGAACGAAUUCCUAGCUUAACACAUACUACCGGGAGCUCAAAUAUUUCUUCUGGACCCUCGAUGAUUAAAGACGAUGGUGUACCAGUUAGCCAGGAUGAUCACUACAUAGAAAUGGCUCCAAAUAAUGUUUACCCAGAAGGAGCUGCUUCACGAGAUGAUUCUUUAUAUGAUUCUAAUCUUAUCUCAUCGCCUUUUUCACCUAAGAAUACUCCAGCUGGUUCUUUACUUAAGCCUGGUGAUAAUUUUACUGAAGCAGAGGUUAAUGACGGUUUACCUUAUUCAGUUUCUUAUACCGGUAAGCCUUUGCCGCCGCUACCUUUAUCUGCAGAGAAUCAUUUUCGAGCUCUUCCGAAUACGCCAAAAUUGCUUUCUUCUAAGGUCAAUUAUGAAGUGCCAUCCGAUGAUCCUUCAGCGACUGAAAGCAUAGAUUAUCACCCUCAACAGCCUCUUGCACCCAUUCAGGAAGCACCUGUGGAAGAUACCACUGAACGUAUUUCAACGUCCGUUUUUGAUGAUGAUGCAGAUAAAUCAUUAAUAUCUUCUGAUGGUCUUCGUAAAAAAGUGCAUGCCAAAUUGGAAGCUAAGCGUGCUUCUGAUGGUAGUUUUUACUUAAGCUCAUCUCAAGAGGACGAUGGAUGUUCGAAGGAAUCGAUAAUGAAUAAAGAGCAAAUUCCCAAUGUUUUAGAGGAUUAUAUGAAUAUGGAUGAAAGUGAAAAAAUAGCUACGAAUGAUAAUUCUGGAUUAUCUUCAGGACAUGGAUCUGUUACCUAUAAAGAGGUUCCCCGAUAUUCCCUUGCUGCUGCCAAAAUUAAAUUUAGUAUAGCUAGUCAGCGAGGUCGCAUCAAAAGCAGUUCCUCAAUCGACAACUUGAGUGCUAUACUAAGUUCAGAAGAACUUCGACACAAGUCGAUGAUGACUCCUAUUCCUGGCUCCAAACGUACCUUUAGCAAUAUUACUGAGAAUGAUAUCGCAGGUCAAUCAGACUUUGCUCCAAUUAGUCCGCAAUCACAAAGAGGAGGAGCAUGGAAUAUCUCAGAAACAGGAACUGUUGCUUUUUAUGAGCCGACUUAUGAAAUGUCAGACGAAAUCGAUGAAGUUAGGCAGUCUACGCCCGUUUCAGAUCAAGGAUCAAUUAAUCGACCCAGAUCUUUGGAACUCAGUCGUUCGAAAACUAAUCGCAUGAAUAAGCCUAGCAUGAGACCUGGUGCUGUUGGAGUUGAGAAUGUUGCUCCUCGGCCAUCAACUUCGCUGGGUUUUGUUAAACAAACCAUCUUUGAAGAUAAACCUAAAUCUAUGCCAGCAAGUGGCCGCUUCUAUAUUCAUUUAAAUUAUUUUCGAAACUUUUCCUCAAUUUUUGUUGGAGAUCAACCAGGUAUGAAAAUAAGCGUAGUUACUCCUUCCCAGAGCGUUCAGCUUCCGUGGCAGUUGAAUAAAGGUAAUGAUAGGUUAGACCAUGAUUUUGCCUUUCCUGCCGAUGAUAAAUUUACGGUCAAUUUCAUGUUUUUUGAUAUGCUACACGGUAAAAACCGAGACAUGAAACAAGCAAGUUCCGCGAAAAGUGACUCAGACCCCGUCAAUUUGGAAAGUAAAUCGAAAACAAAGAAACUCUUUGAACGUCUUUUUAAUAGACGCAAAAAGAGAAAACUAGCCAAGUCUAAUUCUUUGAGUGGUGGUAAGCAAAAAAUCGAUAACCCUGUGAAAGUGUCAGGAAUGGCCACUCUGGCAUUAUCUCGUGUUAAGGAUAAAUGUUUUGGUAAGAUUUUAGCUACAGAAAUUCCCAUUAAGAUGCACGCUGUUUCUGGUAAAUCUGAUCUGAGCCUGAAUGAUAUUAUUGGAAAUUUGUCAAUAAGUUGUCUUUAUAUUCCGGAGCUUUCCAUUCCAGAAUCUGAAAUGCCUAUUACUUUAAAUCAAGCUAAUCAAGACCUCCGACAUGUUCGGCAGAGCUAUGUUUACAAAGAGGGUUAUGUUUACAAAUUGGAAGGUACAUCUGUUCGCAGACGUUUUGCUGUUUUGCAUUCCAAGAAGAUUAGUUUUUAUACAGACAGAGGUGGGGAUUUGCUUUAUAGCUUGAAGGCUGUGAGAGAUGCAAAUAAUUUAUCUAUAAGAGAUUGUGACAAAGAUUUAUUAAACUUAGGAAUGACGAGGGGAAUCCAACUAAAUACCGAUAAAGGUGUUCGUAUUAAGUUUUACUUGGAAUCUGAGAAGGACUGUACAAAAUGGCUUCAGUCGCUGAAUACACGGUCUUUGAUAUUGGAAAGAGGAACUCAAACACCUUGGCUUAAAGAGUUUGUUAAGCUUGUUCAUUAAUUUUGAGUUUUAAUCUUGUUCAAUAAUACAAGUUGGUCUACUGUUUUGUCUUACUUAUUUGAAUAAAUAUUUUAAUUUUAUUGAAAACUAUUAGAUUAUAUGUAUAAAUACAUUUUAAUAUUGGUA
This is a messenger RNA of Schizosaccharomyces cryophilus OY26, 3059 nucleotides long. RefSeq names its product medial ring protein Mid1. The record is from RefSeq and is a predicted model, not a curated record. Bases 267 to 2933 code for a protein of 888 amino acids. The transcript has a single exon. Lineage: Eukaryota; Fungi; Ascomycota; Schizosaccharomycetes; Schizosaccharomycetales; Schizosaccharomycetaceae.